CUAGUAGUAGUACCUCUAGUAGAUACAUACUUCUCAUACGGAUCAUCAAAAGAAGAAGAAGAAGAAGAACAAGAAGAUAGCACAGAUAACUGACAGAUAUAAACAUAAAGAUAUUACACCAUUUGCUGGUCGUUCUCAACCUUUCCAUGAAAGCACAUAAGAUGGUCGUUGCUGGGUCAGCCCUGCCAGUCGACCCUUUUGGUCUCGUCCAAGCCAAGCCGUAUGGCUGCUGUGGGUGCCUAAAGUUCAGGCCUCUGGUGUAUGUGACGCUGAUCGUCUGUUUCGGAAUGCGGCUGUUGUUAUGGCUUGAUGUGGUUGUGUUGUACUAGUUGUAUUUAGAGUCUAAAUAGAUGAGAUGAUUCCAGAUUAUUCAUUCUUGCCGUGUAGUUGUUGAUGUAAUUGGCCUACAACGAAUCUCUUUUCUUGGUUUUACAACAACCGAGGAAGUGUAGGUCUUUUGCUCUGAAGGUCGAUUAAACCGUUCAAGUACUCAAUUCUGUGAUAAUAUCAUCGCAUUUUUAUGAAACCCCAUCUCUCUUCAUACCCAACGUUCCUAUUGUACACUGUGGGCUUUGCGGCACGCGAGCGACCAGAAGUUUCGGUUGAAGUCUACAUGUCGAAAAACCUGUGGGCAGCAUGGUCAGUCUUCGGCUUUGUUGUGCUCACACCUGCUUUUUUCGGACUCAAAUAUGAUGCUGACAUGCCAUUGUGGACUGCGUACUAUUUCCAAGUGGCCACAUUUUGUUAAGGCUCAACUCGUUAAUCCAUUUCUACAAGGAAAUCACUUCCAUUUCUACAAGGUUCCUCCUUGCUUAGGAGAGAAGGGUCAGUGCAAGGAAGUCAUUUCCAUUUCUACAAGGUUCCUCCUUGCUUAGGAGAAAAUAGUCAGUGCACCAAGGAAGUCAUUUCGCUCACUUGUUCCUCCUUGCUUAGGAGAGAAGAGUGGGAAAAUGGAAGCAAGGAAUGAAAGAUUCUGGGCUCUAAUCUUGGUUUGGCCUCUUCACUGGCGUCCUCUCCGUAUUCCCUAUUACAGUACCUCAAGACGACCGGGAAAAGUCCCUGAUUGGAGACAUGAUUCUAGGUGGACACGGCGUGGACAUGCCGAGUUUCAACUUCGUGCUUGGAGCGAGCAAUAUGCCUGCAAGUCAGAUGACGGUACAAGGGAUCACUUUAGUGUAGCUUCGUAACAUGCCUGCAGGAAGUCAGAUGACGGUACAAGGAAUCACUUUAGUGUAGCAUCGAGGAUUACGAAUUUCGCCAAAUUAUGAUGAUAGGACUAGAAGUUUUCAAAAGUAGCUCUGCUAUCCUGUACCGUUCCUCCUUUCCCUCCUUCCUCAGUCUUCGGUAGGCGAUCCAGUCGCAGCGGUCACGAAAUGGUUGGAGGAUGCGGCUAUGAAUGUAAUGAAUAUGGGCGUCCAAACGAUUUUUUCUCCUUUCCGCGUUACAUUUGGACCGGAUCAAAGAGCAUUGGAAUUUUUGACUUAUGGAAAAAAUUUAACAAAUGAGAGCAAAUGCAAAAUCUGCAAAAAGAUAGGGAAGAUUUAAAUACACACGAUACGAUCGUGAUUGAUAUUUUUUGAGCUUAUGCUCCUUUUCUACGCAUGAGGUAAGGUGUUCCUGGCGAUCUUCAUUAUAUUCAUGUUCACGGCUUGUUCCUAGUGUAGCGCCAGCUCCUUAGACCUGUUCGUUUGCAAAUAAAGUGCUUUGUUAAAAUUAUUGAAAGUUGGCACUUACUUACACCAGCCUAGAAGAGUGAUUUUUAGAAGUGGUUUAGGAGUUUUUUAAGUCUGCUUGCAUAAAUACUGACAUUAAAGGUUUCUGUUAAGGUAGUAGUCUGAAUAAUUAAGGGACUAAAUAACGUAAGAACUGUAACUCUAGAAUUUCAGACUUAGGUUUAGUAUAAUUUCGUCCAAAAUGGCUGAAAACAAGGGAGUGCCGCCAAAAGGCGGGGGAAAGGGGAAUGGACUGCGAAAGAGAGUUAUCAAACUGGAGGCAGACUGGUGCAUCCUCUACAAACAUGAGCCAGCCCUGAUUGAAAACAAAGGAAUAGCUAAGCCUGACGAAUACGAGAAUCCGUACGCCUACAAGGUCGCCAUCUGGAAGCAGCUGAUGACGAUGUUGCAACAAGCCAAGAGCGAACAUACGGAUGAACAAGAGAAGGAGCGCUGGGAGGAAAUACGUGAUACGUUCGUAGAAGAAUUUGGGGAGAUGAGCAUGUCGAUGGUGAAGUACGUCAAUGAGCGUCGAAAUAAUUGGGUGGAGCUUGUAUUUUUUCCGGGAAGAACCACAGUGGCACUACUGGAAGAUCUACGAUCGGAUAGCUUCACAGCUUCGGGCAAGUUCAACUUUGUGCUCAAGUGCAAAAAACUCAAACUGAAGGCAGACGAUGGAAAAGGCAACAAUAUGAAAGGAGCACAAGGGAAGAAGUCGCACAGCGUAAAAGGGGACCAACGUAGUGCAAAUGCUGGCAUGGGAAAAGGGGCGCACUUUGGUAAACAAGAUAACUACAACGAGAUGGACAAUGGCGCACAAGGAAAAGGGUCAAACGAUGGAGCAUGGAACGAGCAGCAGAAUAUGGGGAGCAACAACUUUCAGUGGCAAAUGAAUGCUCCUCCGGUAUCGUCGUCUUCUUCUUCAGGUAUGGGCUGGCAGCAGAAUGACGCAUGGAACAACUUCGGAAAUAAUUCGGCAGUUUCUGGUGCUAGAUUUGAGCCUUAUGGUCAACAAGUCAGCUACGGACCGACGAAAGGCGACAAGCAGGGAAAAGGUGCUCCUCCUUGGGUGAACACCGGCGGAAGAAAGUGGUGAAGUUGGCUCUCCUCUACUGUAUAAGGAUAUUGAUUUGGGUACCAUCUGUCCUGAAAUUCCGGCAGUCAUUGAGAAGAAAGAGACAUUCUUGAGAAGAUUUAACUGUGGGGGAGGUAGCUGCACCUUGUGUCCGUACAUAAAAGAGGACCGUAUAGUAAAAAUAUCUAGUAGAGAAAGCGCGUUCUUCAUACCUAACUACUCCAACUCUUUAAAUUGUCAAGCAAAAAACGUGAUCUAUAUAGCUAGCUGUAAGAAAUGCAAUAUGCAGUACAUUGGGGAGACUGGAAACACAAUGAGACAGAGAUGGGGAGUGCAUAUUUGUGGACUGAGGAAAGGGACGAGAAAGGAGGGGAAAACGUGUAUGGAAUCCCAUAAUGUGCUAUGCGCAGCUUCGGGAUCAGUGGGGAUUGAGGUGCAAAUCCUGGCUGAUCUCAAUAAAGUGAGUCCACCUGAUGGAGUUUCUAUGCGUGCUUUUCGAGAGCAGAUUGAGGAGUUUUUCAUGCGUUCACUGGGUUCGGUCUAUCCGUUAGGCUUGAAUGAUAAGUAUGAAAGUAAGUUUUUCUUUAAGAAUUUCCCUCAGGAGUUACCGAGCUCAGACGAGUAUAAGAUAGGAAAAGCGAACGGCCCGAAGUACAUGCGGGCUGGAAGGAAGAGGGGCACCGGCAAAAGGCCACUGGCCUUUCAGGAAGGCCUCGACGUGGAGACGUUUUUUACUAAGUUAAAGUCUAAAUGGCAAGGGGCUCCUGGUAGUUUUAUUAGUUUUUUAAGAAACGCCCUUGACCGACAAAGAUAUGCAGGGGUGAGGGCAAUAGUUAAGGGCUUAGAGAAGUCUGGACGACGUCAGGACCAUGUUGAUUAUAUCAUAAAUUAUGCCUAUAGUAAGUUUGAGAAGUUACGGGAGCAGGAUGAUGAAUGGUAUCAAAAGAAGUUGAAGGGCAAACAGAAGCGUAGAAGGUUAAAGCGUAUGUUUGUACUGUUCCGCAAUAAGUAUGUAGAGGAUCUUCGUCUGGAGGCAAUUUUUCGGUUGCCUGAAGUAGACUCUUUAUGGAAAGCAUUGGGGAUAGAGAAGGGCUGGAAGGAAAUUGAUGAGCCUUCGAUAACUUACAUGUAUACGAAGGACCUGACCUCUACGCUCUUCAAUCAUCAUAAGGCCUCUCGGACGGAUGAGGGAGAGAAAAGCGGGACUAUGGAAGAAGGUGCACGGGAAUGCUCUAAAUGUGUAUGUUACUCGGAGAAGUACAAGGACCUGGUAUGUGAGGAAGUAGGGCAUGUCUAUACAGGGGAGGUUGAUAAGUUUUUCAGUGCUGGAGCAGUUGAGUUACUACAUAGAGGGCCCAAGUUUCGUUUUGAGACUAUAGCGAGUCUACAGGACAUUGGGGAAGAAUUUAAAGAAACGAUUAAGGAGUUUAAGGAGCAUGUAGCGACUACUCUAGGAGAAAGCUUGACAUUAAAUACGUGGGCGCAAACAGCGUCAGAGGAAGUGGCGCGCCGCGUUGCUAUGAUUGAGGGGAGAGAGCGCCUCAGGGGUAAGCGUAAGUUUGUGAACGCGCGCGGGGUCAAUAGGAAGGCACUGGAGGAAAUUCAGAGAAUGCAGGACCACUUCGUGAUGGCUCCUGUAGAUAAGGCGGCCUCUAACGUUAGUAUUAUUUGCAAAAAGUUUUAUCGUAGUAUUUUAAAGGAGGAAAUCUCCAAGCAAGAUGGUGCAUAUUUGAAAGUAAAUUUGUCAGCUGAUGAAGUUAUCUCUGAUUUUGAGGCGAGCUUACGCAGAAUAUUACCAAAGGAAGCGGACUAUGUGCUGCCAGCGAAACCCAAAAUGGAUGAGGAGAAGGACCAGAAAGAUACUGAAGCGGAAGAGCAACGUCCUCCAUCACUUCCCCAUCUAGUUUGGAUGCCAAAGUUCCAUAAGAAACGCUUCAAGACGCGCUUUGUUGCAUCAUGUUCAAACACAAUUUUCAGUGGGCUUUACAAAUUAGUGCAGGGAAUACUGAAGAAGAUUAACUAUAGCAUAGUGAAAUACUGCCAGAAGGCAGACCUCUGCACGCCGAAAGUAAAGCACUACUGGAUUCUAAAGAACAGCAUCGAGCUACUAGAUGACUUACGCAAAAGUAAGAAGAAGCGGGCUCGGUCCCUCACUUCGUGGGACUUUAGUACUCUCUACACCGCACUUAAUCAGGAGGAAGUUUUGAAAGAAUUUGACUGGGUUUUUGACUUUGCUUUUACGACGGAACGUAAGUAUCUACAUUUUCAGAAGGACUAUCAGCGGAACUCAUGGCACAGCGACCCGUCUUGGUCCUCGAGAGGGGUGGACCCAAGGCCUCGUAGAGGGGCUGAUGGUAAAGUAGUUGAGUCAAGACAUUUCUCACUAAGUAAGGACCAAGUGAAGAAGCUAUUUGCCUUGAUGAUUACGGGCGCGUACGUUUGUGUCGGUGGUGAUCAGGUAGUGCGGCAGAGCAAAGGCAUUCCCAUAGGAAUAAACCCCGGCCCUCUAGUUGCUAAUCUGUACUUAUGGCGUAAGGAGUAUAAAUAUAUAACUGAGCUAAUCAAGCGAAAGGAUCUGGAAGCUGCUAGGAAGUUCCGACAUGUCUAUCGCUUUAUUGACGACCUUUUAGUUCUUGAUGGUAAGGAGUUUGAGCCUGCUGCUAUCUACGGCGACCUAGUCUGUGAGCGUCAAGGUGGGCCUAGUGAUGCGCGCUCGGCGGACUAUAUGGAUUUGACCUUGACUGCUGGGGUAAAGGGGAAAAUAGAAGUGAAACUGUACGACAAAAGGGAUGAUUUUUGUUUUAAAGUGAACCGGUUCCCCUACAUGCGCAGUAACGUCCAUCGGAAGACUGUCCUGUCUGUCGCCGGGGGAGCUCUUUUACGCUUCUUUCGCUACUGUGAUAAUGUUGACGAUUUUGAGUCGGGCGCGAAGCAGGUCUGGGGGGUCUUUAAACAGCGCGGGAUUAGUCAUAUCUUAUGGCAAGGUGUAGCCCGUAAGUUCUGUAAUAAAUACCAUAGGUUUCGUAAAUAUAGGAUGCAACGUUACGAGUUCGAGAACCUCCUUCGGGGGUGCUCUAAAUAAACGAGACCCCCUUAUGAUGCAUUUUUAUGACGACGGUCUACGUGACUGGAGUCUUGGCCCGGGGCAUAUAUCCGGGCAACAUACCCUUCGGGGUAUAAGAGUUGGGCUUCCGAGUCCUUCUCAGGAUGAGUAGUUAUGUAGCGGGCUCUGGGUGGUAUUUUUUACGAAGUGAAAGUUCAACCACUCAACCCGUUCCUCAAGGUCGUUAAAUCUAAAUCUUAAGUUCGUGGAUUUAGAUGCAAACUAGACUGAUCUUCGUUCUCUUUUUCGAUGAAUGUAAAUGUAAUAGAACGGUCUGGUAGUAAGCUUUGCAUUCAGCCAAAAUAUAGUUCUUUCAGUUUUUUUUUAAUUCAGAUAAUGAUCUGAAAAGCGGGGAUCUAGAUGGAAACUAGGAGGAAAAUUUUUUUUUUUUGGAUCUCUCAAAACAAGGAGGUCACUAAGGAGGAAAGCUAAAAAGGACGCAAGCGAUGACUUUUAACUCUUUUCGCAGGGUUGUAAUUCGGCCGCAUAUCGAUAGGUCUGCUUUUGCAGGUUUAGGCUAGCGCUCAAGGCCGAUAGAACUUAUAAGUUCGUGCAUAUAUAUUUUUUGAGCUUAUGCUCCUUUUCUACGCAUGAGGUAAGGUGUUCCUGGCGAUCUUCAUUAUAAUAUAAGUAUAACACCUUCAAUAUAUGAUGUAAAUUCAAGACUGUAAGACCACGUGGAAACCCGAGUAAAAAGAGCGAUGCCUAAUCAACCCAUUCCCUCUUCAUCCCCUCUUUCAUUCUAUCCUGACAAUCAUUUUACUGCCUCACCUCUACGCUGCGUAUGUGAUACGCUGUGCGGCUCGCCAACUGCAGCUGGGUUUUUUCCGGGAAUUUUGGCUGUACAAAAAACAGAUCCCAGAAAGGCGUGGUGUACAUGCUCCAAGCAGCGAUCCUCUACUGAGGGCUCAUGUUAAGGCAGUGGCAAUAUAGAAUUUGUAUUUUUAAUAUUUAAAAACUGUAGUCGCUCUUGUCGUAGCAUGUAAGUACUUCUUGGUUUUUUUACCUAGUCGCAUCGGCAACCGGAGUUCGUAUUUUAGUUUUGACUUGCUGCAUUCCAUGCAGAGGAUUCAACCAAAGAAUAAAAAAUUCAUCUAAUCAAAGCCCCCAUCCUUGGCAGAACGGAGAACAGCCUUUACCGCAGAAACAGGCGGAAGCGAUUCGUGCUCUCCCUGCGCAGUACCCACUAGAACGUACGAUAGAGAACAUCAGAAUGCACGAAAGGGCGGGCGUUUCUCUGCUGAAAAAAGAGUAUCUUCUAGAAGAAGACGGUGGGGGCGGUGGAGGUGAUGCUGAAGAUCGGAUGCGCCCUGAGGACAUAUGGCUUCGACACUGCAUCCAGGAACAUUCUACGACUGGUCGCGGGCCACCUCCAGCAAUGUAACAAAACGAAAACCCAUGAUGCUCGUCCUAGCACGAGCAUCAUGCAUAGGAAAUGAAAUGCUUUUUUACGUUUCGAUCUCCAUUUAACGAGCACGAUUCAUUGAUUCAAAAUUAGCGACAUUGAAGUAGAUCUAGGUGGUACUCGGUGCUUUUAUGAACAGGUUUCAUUCUUGCGAAGCAAGCAUACUGUACAACAUCAAGAACAGGUAUUGGACAUCAGCAGCUUUAAUGAAGAUUCAUGUACUAAGAUAUUGUACAGAUUCAUGAUUGUGGAUGAUUUGAAUUUCAGCUUUCUUCUUUCUACAU
Messenger RNA from Amoebophrya sp. A25, 7579 nucleotides. Lineage: Eukaryota; Dinophyceae; Syndiniales; Amoebophryaceae. The record is from the annotation of a GenBank genome assembly.